Messenger RNA from Cetraspora pellucida, 1512 nucleotides. The record is from the annotation of a GenBank genome assembly. NCBI's taxonomy places the organism in Eukaryota, Fungi, Glomeromycota, Glomeromycetes, Diversisporales, Gigasporaceae.
AUGAUUUUAAUGAAAAUUUUAACGUUGGUUUCUAUUUUAACGGUUUCAUUACUUUUAUUAUUUCCCUCACUAUCAUUCACAAGAAAAUUUUCAUCAUAUCCUAACCACCUAAACAAGAGACAUGAUAAAAAAGUUUAUGACAUUACUAUCUCUAAAGAAAAAUUAGCACCUGACGGUUUUACUCGGGAAAUGUACACUAUAAAUGGUCAAUUUCCCGGUCCUCUCAUUAAAGUUAAUAAAGGUGACACUUUAGUUCUUAAUAUUUAUAAUGAUUUAGAAAAUGAAACCACGAUUCAUUCACAUGGAAUGUUUCAACGUGGGACUCCUUGGUACGAUGGUGUUCCUGGACAAACACAGCGCGGCAUUCCACCAAAAAAAUCAUUUACCUACGAAUUUAAAGUGGAUCAAAUAUUACUACAAGAUUGGUAUCAUAAUGAUUCAAAGAUCUUGUCGGCUGCAUUCAUGAAUCCUGCAAACGUAAAUGGAAGUGAACCAACACCUGAUAAUGGUUUAAUUAAUGGAAAGAAUUCUUACAACUGCUCCUGGGCACCAGCAAAUAGCGAAUGCGUUAGUGAUGCUCCAUUAGCACUCUUCAAAUUUGUUCAAGGAAAGAGAUACCGAUUUAGAAUUAUCAAUACAAGUGCUUUUGCUGAAUUUAUUUUUUCAAUCGAUGAACAUCCAAUGGAUGUUAUUGAAGUUGAAGGAAUGAUGACCAAGCGUCACACAAUUCACCGUCUCCCUAUUAAUAUAGCCCAACGUUAUUCUGUUAUUGUGACAGCUGAUAAACCUAUAGGAAAAUAUUGGAUGCGCUCAGAAAUGGAAACAACUUGUCUAGCCACUCAAUCAGAUCAGCUAAAUUCUCUCGUAAAAGCGAUUGUUGAAUAUGACGGUCAUGAUGAUAUUGAUGAUAUUCCAAAUUCGGUAGCUUGGGCUGAAACCCCUGAAAAUUGUGUAGACUUGAAUUCAUCAAAUCUAAUACCUUAUAAUGAACAAAAUAUUCCUGACGUUGACUAUAAGUUAACAAUAGAUGUUAACUUCCAUCCAGAUGAUAAUGGCAUUGUAAGAGGAUACAUAAACAAUUCAUCAUAUAUAUUGGAUGCAGAUUACCCUACACUUUAUAAAGUAUUCGAUAAUGUGAACGAAUAUUCAGCUGAUCAAAAUGUUUACGUAAUUGAAAAAAAUAAAGUUGUUGAUAUUAUUUUGUCAAAUAAUGAUACUGGUAUGCAUCCAUUCCAUUUGCAUGGUCAUGUAUUUUGGGUGCUUGGUAUUGGUCAAAAUGGCACAAGCCCAGAUUAUAAAUAUUUAAAUCUCAAAAAUCCGAUACAACGUGAUACUAUAACUGUUCCUGCUCAAGGGUGGGUUGUCCUUCGAUUUGUUUCAGAUAACCCUGGUGUAUGGGGAUUUCACUGUCAUAUUGAGUGGCAUGUACAAUCAGGAUUAGUUAUGGAAUUCGUCACCCAACCAGAUAAAAUUAAAGAAUUAAAAGCACCUGAUGAAUGGAAACUAUUGUGA